AUGCCAACACACAAGGGCAUGAAACAACAAGAAGAAUGCGAGAAAAAUAGAAAGAGAAAUAUGUGCGGAACCUUAAGAGAAUAUGUACAUAUUGCGAAUAGAAACGAAAUUAUGAUACUUUUAGGGUUGACUUGGUGGUGGGAUAGAAAUGAAACCGAACGAUUUCCCCAUCUUAAGAGAAGAUUUUGGAAGACAGAGGUUGCGCUUGGAGUUUCAUAUCAUAACUCAAUCGUAACAUGGUGGAUAAAUGGUGUUUGGAAAAAUGUUUUUGCAAUUUAUCCGCGGGAUGUUCUCAUCUCACAUUUAGGAUUGUUAGAGGAAAGUUAA
Clunio marinus is the source of this 327-nucleotide messenger RNA. The record is from the annotation of a GenBank genome assembly. Lineage: Eukaryota; Metazoa; Arthropoda; Insecta; Diptera; Chironomidae.